This is a messenger RNA of Suncus etruscus (white-toothed pygmy shrew), 645 nucleotides long. It is a transcript of the gene RPL10L, whose product is annotated as ribosomal protein L10 like. The record is from RefSeq and is a predicted model, not a curated record. The transcript has a single exon. Gene Ontology annotation, molecular function: structural constituent of ribosome. Gene Ontology annotation, cellular component: ribosome; cytosolic large ribosomal subunit. Lineage: Eukaryota; Metazoa; Chordata; Mammalia; Eulipotyphla; Soricidae. Gene Ontology annotation, biological process: translation; ribosomal large subunit assembly. Bases 1 to 645 code for a protein of 214 amino acids.
AUGGGUCGCCGCCCUGCUCGCUGUUACCGCUAUUGUAAGAAUAAACCGUAUCCGAAAUCGCGCUUCUGCCGGGGUGUUCCCGAUGCCAAGAUCCGCAUCUUUGACCUGGGUCGGAAGAAGGCCAAAGUGGACGAGUUUCCGCUGUGUGGCCACAUGGUGUCGGAUGAAUACGAGCAGCUCUCUUCUGAAGCUCUGGAGGCUGCCCGAAUCUGCGCCAACAAGUACAUGGUGAAGAGCUGUGGCAAAGAUGGUUUUCACAUCCGUGUGCGACUCCAUCCCUUCCACGUCAUCCGCAUCAACAAGAUGUUGUCCUGUGCCGGGGCCGAUCGUCUCCAGACAGGCAUGAGAGGGGCCUUCGGGAAGCCUCAGGGCACGGUGGCCCGAGUUCACAUUGGUCAAGUCAUCAUGUCCAUCCGGACCAAGCUGCAGAAUAAGGAGCAUGUGAUCGAAGCCUUACGCAGGGCCAAGUUCAAGUUCCCCGGGCGUCAGAAAAUCCACAUCUCCAAAAAGUGGGGUUUUACCAAGUUCAAUGCCCAGGAGUUUGAAGAGCAAGUGGCCAACAAGCGCCUAGUCCCAGACGGGUGUGGCGUCAAGUACAUCCCCAAUACUGGCUCCCUGGACAAGUGGCGAGCCCUGCAUGCUUGA